Messenger RNA from Rubroshorea leprosula, 817 nucleotides. The record is from the annotation of a GenBank genome assembly. NCBI's taxonomy places the organism in Eukaryota, Viridiplantae, Streptophyta, Magnoliopsida, Malvales, Dipterocarpaceae.
CCCACCAUAACGAACCUCCGAGCAAAUUACCAAUCGUCUUCUCUCAACCCACAGCCAUGACUCUCUCCACCGCUUUCAUAGCUCUCCUAGUCUCGAUCCUCCUCGCCACCGUCGCAGCACCACCGCCGCCCCAUCCAGACUGCGUGGCGGAGCUAGUGGCGUUCUCGCCUUGCCUGCCGUACGUGUCCGCUUCGCCAAACAACUUCAUGGCCACCGUGCCUCUGCAGUGCUGCGAUGCGAUAUCCUCAGCGUUCAACUCCACCGGAGAUUACUGCUUCUUCUUCCUUCUCCGUCAGCCGGUAAUCUUCGGCUUCCCUUUGAACGUUUCCAGAGUCCUUUCACUGUCGCCGGUUUGCUCUGUCAGGACUGGCUAUUCUCCGGAGCCGACCAGCCAUUCAGGGGCACAAGAGCUGUCGCCUCUUCCCGGAAGCACCAAUGCGGAGACCUCCAAACCUUCAGAUUCCCGGGCACAAGAGCUGUCGCCGCUUCCUGGAAGCACCAACCCAGAGACCUCCAAACCUUCAGAUACCCGGGCACAAGAGCUGUCGCCUGUCUCCGGAAUCACCAAUCCAGAGACUUCCAAACCAUCAGAUUCCCUUGCAGAUAAUGCUUCAUCUCCAGUGUCUAUCACUAUACCAAAUCCCUUUAUUUCACUACCCAACCACACAGAGAGACCACCAACACCAUUGAUAUCAUCAGGCAAUGUUUCAUUUGCAACGACUCAGAUCAAAAGUUGUGCUUGGUAUGCACCUGCAGUACUGAUUCUCCUUAGGUACAUUCAUAUGUAGUCUUACAAUAAUAAAGAUUCUACCAUUCA